This is a messenger RNA of Lethenteron reissneri (Far Eastern brook lamprey), 3705 nucleotides long. RefSeq names its product calcium-activated chloride channel regulator 1-like. NCBI's taxonomy places the organism in Eukaryota, Metazoa, Chordata, Hyperoartia, Petromyzontiformes, Petromyzontidae. Gene Ontology annotation, molecular function: intracellularly calcium-gated chloride channel activity. Gene Ontology annotation, cellular component: plasma membrane. The record is from RefSeq and is a predicted model, not a curated record.
AUGAUCGCCUGCGUGAAGGCUGCCGCUCUGCUGUUCGGCGCACUGACCAUUUUAACCAUCGAGGCCUCUAAUGUGAAGCUUGUGGACCAUGGGUAUGAAGGAUUGGUGGUCGCCAUUCACCCAAGCGUUUCUGAGAAUGAGCAACUCGUUGUUAAAAUCAAGGAGGUGAUCACGGCAUCGUCGGCGCGUCUGUACUCGUCGACGGGACGGCGAGCCUUCUUCAGGAACGUCACCAUCCUGCUGCCCGCUUCGUGGAGCCCCCACGAGGGGUACGGGCGGCCGAGCAAGGAGGCAUUCAACACGGCAGACGUGGUCGUGGCACAGCCGCAUGACUCGAGCAACGACGCGCCCUACACGGUGCAGUUCGGCCUGUGCGGAGAGAAGGGCCAGCACAUCCGCCUCGCUCCCAGCUACCUACUGCAAGACACUGCCAUCUCCUUGUAUGGACCACGAGAGAAGUCGUUUCUGCACGAGUGGGGCCACCUACGAUGGGGUCUGUUCGACGAGUACGGAAGCCCGCAGCCCUUCUACGUCUCAGCGGCUGGAAACAUCGAGAACACUCGGUGCAGCAAGGACAUCCAGGGCUCCAUCAGCGUGGUGACGUGCACGGACGUCAUGUGCACGUCCAAAGACUGCAGCAUCGACGAAGCCACCAACUUGCCAGAGCAGGGAUGCACCUUCUACCCGAACUCCAUUCAGAAGACGAACGUGUCCUACAUGAGUCUGCAGUGGCUGGACAAUGUGACCGAGUUUUGCGAUGAUAAAUCUCACAACGUGGACGCGCCCAGCAUGCAGAACCGCGUGUGCGGUUUCAGGAGCAGCUGGGAGGUCAUGCUCACAUCCGAGGACUUUGCCGGCAAAGAAAAUGCGAUUGGCAACGUGCCAUCCACGCAGCCCACCUUCAAACUCGUCCAGGUGACGCGAAGGGUGGUGACGCUAGUCCUGGACAUCUCGGGAAGCAUGGAAUAUAAUUCGCGAAUGAUGAGGAUGAGACAGGCGGCCGAGAUCCUCAUAAUGCAGGUGCUGGAGCACGGCACUUACCUCGGAAUUGUGUCGUUCAGCAACACAGUCGUCGUCAACUCGCCCCUCGUGCUGCUGAGCGAUGAGGCCAGCCGCAGGCAACUCGUGGAGCUGCUCCCGCAGACAGCCUAUGGGGCCACGAAGAUGUGCGACGGACUGAAGCAAGGGAUCCAGGUGCUGUCGCAGGACAACGGGGACGCCCUUGGGGACGAGAUAAUUCUGCUGUCGGACGCCGGGGACACGACGAACGAGAACUGCCUGGAGACCGUGCAGCAGUGCCAGUGUGUGGUGCACACCAUCGCGCUGGGAAACACCCCCACCCAGGAGUUUGAACAGCUGUCUGCUAUCACAGGUGGACUGCAGCUCUUUGCGACAGACAACGUGGACAGCAAUGGACUGGUGGACGCCUUUACUAUGACCGGCAAUCGAGACGGAAACUGGGAGAGCAUGGUCAUCCAGCUGGAGAGCAAGGCCUUCAUGAUGGAUGUUGAGGAACACGUACAAGGAACAGUGUACCUCGACAGCACGAUUGGAAACGACACCAAGUUUGUUGUGACAGAGGUCACACACGGAAGUCUGAGGAUUCUCAUCACCAGCCCAAACGGCAGGGUCUAUAACACUUCCGACUUCAAUAUCGAUGCUAAUUUCAACACAUCACGCCUUACAAUCCCAGGCAUCGCCAAGCCCGGCCCGUGGAGCUACUUCAUCGUGAACGGCGGACAGGCGCGCACCCUGCUCACGCUGGCGGUCACGAGCCGCGUCGCGUCGCCCACCGUGCCGCCCAUUGGCGUCACGGUGCGCGUGAGCGGCACGGAGAAGGCCGCGGCGCAGCGGCGGCCCGUGUCGCUGCACGCCUUGGUGGCGCAGGGCUUCAGGGCCAUCAGCGGGGCCAACGUCACGGCGGUCGUCGAGGUGCCCGGCGUCGACGCCUUUCACCUGCAGAUGCUCGACAACGGCGCAGGGGCGGACGUGAUAAAGGAUGACGGGGUUUAUUCCCGAUAUUUUACUCAAAACGGCGACGCUGACUCUGACCAAUACAGCUUUAAAGUCAUCGUGCAAGGAUGGAGGAGCCAGACGCGAUUUUCAAAGAGAUUCAGUCUCAAAAGCAGUUUCAUUCCUGGAAUACAAAACGAGAAUGGAGAGACGGUGGUAUCACAGGUGCUUCCACCGGAGGCGCGGCCUGUGUCACAGCCGACCGAGGACUUCAGCCGCUCCGCUCCAGGCGGGAACUUCAAGGUGUCGGCACAGUCGGGGUGGCCCCCGUGCCGUGUGACGGACCUGACGGCUGAGCUGCUCGAAUCCGGCAUCGUGAACCUGGUCUGGACAGCGCCCGGGGGCAACGCUGACAACGGCCGAGCAUCAUUCUACGAAUUGCGGGUGAGCCCCAUGCUGGGCAACCCGGGGACGUUUGCCCUCCGCGCCCGCGUGGUGAAACCGCACAUGCUCCUCAAUGGCUCACUUGUAUCGCCGGCGCCGGCAGGCAGCCGUGAAGCCAUCACACUUAACGUGACGGCUGCAUGGCCCUGGACACUGGUGCCAGUGCUCUACUUUGCCCUCUGGGCCAACAACUCCCAGAACGUGAGGUCCGAGAUGUCCAACGUGGCCCUGGUGGCCUUGGUAACUCCCAGGAUCGUGCAAGUGCAGCGGUCACCCUCCUUCUACAAGAACUUGGCCGCCCUCAUCAGCUCGGUGGUGGCGUCGCUCGCACUCUUGCUCUUCACGGCGGGAAUGCUCAUCGAAGCCGUGUGUAGCAAAAAGAGACGGGAGGACGACGAUGACCAGCAGCUCAAAGCUUAGGUGAUGGUUUUAGGCCAGUGGUGGCCAACUUGCUGCACACGGCCCGUGUAGCCCCACGUGGUAGCCUGUUUGAAGUGCGUCUAUGGUGUCGCGUCGGGUUAUGAUGAGUGCACAAGCACGAUUUCAAGAUCGUGGCCCACUGCGUUUCAAGAUGGUGGCCCACUGCGGUGAAGGAGGGCUGCUCAUGUGGCCCAGCAACUCCUCUAGGUUGCCCAUCACUGUUUUUAGGCCCUAUCCUUUUGGGCAACGUGCUUUCCUCGUUCCUUCCUUCGCUAAGUGUAGCACCUGAUAGCUCAUUUGCUUUGGUGCCAUUGGAAUUUGAUCUACAAUGUAAAAUUUAGUAUAUUUGUACGUGAUUCCUGCAGGCAAAUGUAUAUGUUACACCAAGACAGUAUGGCCUGCUGUUGUCGAGUAGUAUCUAUAUAAAUACAAUAACAAGCAACAGAGAAGUAAUUUGUAUCUGUAAAGUGACAUGGUAUGAUUAUUGUAUAAGGCAUGUUAUGAAUUGGAUUUAAUGCCAUUGGAAUUCUAAUACGUGCACUGCACUUGCAAUGAAAACACAUCUAUGGAAAAUAGGAGUGAGGUAUAAAUGUGCAUCGCAGAUAAACGGAAUUGCCAUUGUUUUUCUUAAUUUCUGCACAAUAAUUUCCCCACACGUGAUGACUGUUGUGGUUUGUUCUUGGUUUGUGUUGCUGUGUGGCCUGCAUGGCAAAUCGUUUAUUAUCGAAGCCAUCUCCUUGUUAUCAGGAAAUAUGGCAUCUUAGCACCAUAAGUGUGUUACCUACAAUUGCUUAAAUGUCAAAUAUGUUCACUCAACAUUGUGCAUUAGGAGACACCAGAAAUGUGAUAUUAAGAGAAACCUAACCAUUGAUUUGUGUGUAUAUUGGA